AUGCGUCGUGAUCGUGAGGUCAAAGAGGGCUUGCUGCGCAAACAAAAGCUCAAUGUUCAUACCGCCGCAGUACUCGCCGUCCUGGGGUUUGGAUCGUUGACUUAUGGUUAUACGGCUUCCAUUAUAGGAACAACCCUUGGGCAACCCUCUUUUAUCGAAUAUUUUGAACUUGGCACUCGUGCCAAUGGAACCGAUCUCAUCUCGACGAUGAACGGUCUAUUCCAGACCGGAGGCGUCAUCGGGACCUUGCUGUUGCCGACCGUCUGUGAUAAAUGGGGAAGGAAAUGGGCCUGUGCAGUGUCAGCCAUCCUUGCCAUUAUAUCUGGUGCGGUUAUGACAGGAAGCGUCAAUGUUGGCAUGUUUAUUGCGUUCCGAUUCAUUGCUGGGGCCUCUGCAUUCAUGAUCCUAGCCGCGGUUCCCAUUCUCAUGAAUGAGAUUGUCCCCGUACAUAUGCGAGGCGCUUUGGUCGACGUCCACGCCGUCAUGCUUGUUCUUGGUUACACCAUUCAAGGGUGGGUUGGAUUUGGAUUCUUCUUCUGGAAGAAUGGUGGUGGCUUGAACGCCUGGCGACCACCGGUCGCCAUCCAGUGCUUUUGGCCUCUCUGUCUUCUGGUCGGCUUGAUCUUUGUCCCGGAGAGUCCAAGGUGGCUUGUCAUGCAGGGAAGAGAUGCUGAGGCCGAAGCGAUCCUUCUCAAAUUGCACUCAGAUCCCAGUGAUCCGGAAAAUAGCGCAGCCAAGGCAGAGUUCUACCAGAUUAAAAAGCAGAUCGCCAUUGACAAGACCCUGGGUAAUUCGUGGAUGCACAUAUGGAGGAAACCGUCCUACAGAAAGAGGGCAUUCCUGGCCGUUGGUAUCACUGGCAUCAUUCAGCUGAGUGGCGUAUUGGUUAUUAACAAUUAUGGUCCUUCUCUCUAUGCGCAGCUCAACUUCUCGCCGGUCAAGCAACUGCUCUACCCGGCAGCUUGGCUGACAUUUGCUCUGGGGAUGAAUGUCAUGGCCAUGCCUUUGGUUGAUCGAUUCCCCAGGAACAAGUUCAUCGCGUUUGGCGUCCUCGGCUGCAUGGCCACCCUGAUCGUGGAAGCCGCACUGGUCGCCAACUUUGUGCCUUCGAACAAUUCUGCUGCUCUCCAGGCAGCAGUAGCUAUGUUCUUCGUGUUCCAAGUCUUCUACGGGAUCUGUUUAGAUGGCACCCAAUUCUCCUACCUCGGAGAGAUUUUCCCAACCCAUCUCCGCGCAAAAGGUGUCUGUCUAGGCGUGGCGAUGAUUUCUUUCAUGAAUAUCAUAUGGUUACAAGCAGCACCUACAGCUUUCAUAACCAUUGGCUGGAAGUUUUACCUCUGCUUCAUCAUACCAGGAGUCAUCGGUGGCGCCUUCAUGUGGCUCUACUUCCCGGACACCAAUGGCCUGCCACUGGAAGAGGUUGCUGCGAUCUUCGGCGACGAAGACGAGGUCGCCAUCUACCAGAGAGAUCUUGAAGUCGACUUUGCGACUCACGCGAUCGUCGACCAUCACCACCACGAAGACAAAGCAAAUGGCGGCGCAGCGCAUGUCGAGACUGACAACAACUCGAACUCCGGCAAUGAAAAGGUUAACUGA
Exophiala aquamarina CBS 119918 is the source of this 1596-nucleotide messenger RNA. RefSeq lists its product as uncharacterized. Bases 1 to 1596 code for a protein of 531 amino acids. The record is from RefSeq and is a predicted model, not a curated record. Gene Ontology annotation, molecular function: carbohydrate:proton symporter activity. The transcript is spliced from 5 exons. Gene Ontology annotation, biological process: transmembrane transport; carbohydrate transport. Lineage: Eukaryota; Fungi; Ascomycota; Eurotiomycetes; Chaetothyriales; Herpotrichiellaceae. Gene Ontology annotation, cellular component: membrane.